Tuber aestivum (summer truffle) is the source of this 279-nucleotide messenger RNA. Lineage: Eukaryota; Fungi; Ascomycota; Pezizomycetes; Pezizales; Tuberaceae. The record is from the annotation of a GenBank genome assembly.
CCGGAGCCCCUUCUGGUCCCCUCACAUAUCGCACAGGAGUUCUAUGUCUUGAAGCUAGAUCUCAAACUUCAGCCACUUUUACCAGAGUAACUCGUUCACUUGCCUGGAAACUCACCCAUCGCUUCUUGGUUGGAUGGAAAGAUUUCCCAAUCUAUCAAACACCUUUCUGCGCUCAGGGAGAAAACUGAUGAUAGCACAUCGAAAGUACUUGUUACCCCUGAGCUGAAUGCUGGAAAAUCCAUAUUUUGUAACAGUGUGCGCAAGCGGCCAGUCCGUCCA